This is a messenger RNA of Vitis riparia (riverbank grape), 2518 nucleotides long. RefSeq names its product ABC transporter F family member 5. The record is from RefSeq and is a predicted model, not a curated record. The transcript is spliced from 9 exons. Gene Ontology annotation, molecular function: ATP binding; ATP hydrolysis activity. NCBI's taxonomy places the organism in Eukaryota, Viridiplantae, Streptophyta, Magnoliopsida, Vitales, Vitaceae. Bases 204 to 2360 code for a protein of 718 amino acids.
CAUUUUUCAUGGGCUAAGAGUUUCUCUGUAACUCUGGAGAGAAUCGCCGAGAAACUCUACUUUGCCCACUCUCUUUUUUUUCCAUUCGUAGCAUUUUUCUUGUCUCUGCAAAAACCCUAAUUUUCUCUCCCAAUUUCUCACAUACCCCCAAAUUUCCCGUACCUUCUCGCACUCAGUUUCCCGCAGAUUCUUGAUUGCCAAACAUGGACUUAGCCACGAAGCUUCAGUGCAUUGAUCUCCGGUCAAGCUUCUUCACCGGCUCGGCCCUUCUCGAUGCUCGGAAAACCGGUUUGCGUCCUCAUUUCCGUCCACAUACCCGGUCGAUUCCGAUUUCUGCAUCCACACAUUCCAUAACAGGUAGUAAUAGUUCAAUCAAGGCAAGUGCUUUAUUCAAUUCCAGAACCAGGAGCUCUAUGGUCUCUUCGAAAGCAGUGGCGAUGGAUACGUCGGUGGCCGAGACUAUGAGUCGGGAGGAUAUUGAGUCGUUGUUUUCGAACAAUUCGGUGGAUGAGGCUUAUCAGAAACGUGUGAAUAAGCAAUCGAACAGUGGCGCCUCGAGUAUUUCAUCGGGUGUUAGGUUGGAGAAUGUGAGUAAGGGCUAUAAGGGUGUCACUGUAUUGAAAGAUGUGAGUUGGGAAGUGAAGAAGGGUGAAAAAGUGGGUUUGGUGGGUGUUAAUGGUGCAGGAAAGACGACCCAGUUGAGAAUUAUCACGGGUCUGGAAGAACCCGAUUCGGGGAACGUAAUUAAGGCGAAAAUGAAUAUGAAAAUCGCAUUUUUGAGUCAAGAGUUCGAGGUUUCAUUGAGUAGGACGGUGAAGGAAGAGUUUAUGAGUGCGUUUAAGGAGGAGAUGGAGAUAGCAGCAAGGUUGGAGAAGGUCCAGAAGGCGAUUGAGAGUUCAGUGGAUGAUUUGGAGUUGAUGGGGAGGCUCUUGGAUGAGUAUGAUUUGCUUCAGAGGCGAGCACAAGCUGUUGACCUGGAUGAGGUUGAUGCGAAGAUCAGUAAGUUGAUGCCAGAGCUUGGGUUUGCCCCCGAAGAUUCAGAUAGGUUGGUUGCCUCAUUUAGUAGUGGGUGGCAGAUGAGAAUGUCCCUAGGGAAGAUUUUACUUCAGGAGCCAGAUUUAUUACUAUUGGAUGAGCCCACAAAUCACCUUGAUCUUGACACAAUUGAAUGGCUUGAAGGUUAUCUAAACAAGCAGGAUGUGCCCAUGGUGAUCAUAUCUCAUGACAGAGCUUUCCUUGAUCAGUUGUGUACAAAAAUUGUGGAAACCGAUAUGGGUGUAUCCAGGACAUAUGAAGGAAAUUAUUCUCAGUAUGUGAUUGCAAAGGCAACAUGGAUUGAAGCUCAAUAUGCAGCAUGGGAAAAGCAGCAGAAGGAAAUUGAACAGACAAGAGACUUAAUAAGCAGGCUAAGUGGCGGAGCAAAUUCUGGCCGUGCAUCCACUGCUGAAAAGAAACUUGAAAAACUUCAAGAUGAGGAACAGAUUGAUAAGCCAUUUCAACAUAAACAAAUGAAGAUCAGAUUUCCUGAGCGUGGAGUGAGUGGAAGAUCUGUUUUAGCAGUUAAGAAUCUGGAAUUUGGCUAUGGGGAUAAGGUACUAUUUAAAAAGGCAAACCUUACAAUUGAAAGGGGAGAAAAAAUUGCAAUUAUUGGCCCAAACGGGUGUGGAAAGAGUACUUUGCUUAAACUGAUUAUGGGCCUAGAGAAGCCUAUAGGAGGUGAACUGCUGCUUGGCGAGCAUAAUGUCUUACCAAACUAUUUUGAGCAGAAUCAGGCUGAGGCACUUGAUUUGGAUAAAACAGUGUUGCAAACUGUAGAAGAUGUUGCAGAGAAUUGGAAAAUUGACGAUAUAAAGGGACUACUUGGGCGUUGUAAUUUCAAAGCCGAUAUGCUUGAUAGAAAGGUUUCCCUUUUGAGUGGUGGUGAGAAGGCACGUCUUGCCUUCUGCAAGUUCAUGGUAAAACCUUCAACUUUGCUAGUAUUGGAUGAACCAACCAAUCACUUGGAUAUACCUACUAAAGAGAUGCUUGAGGAGGCAAUAACAGAGUACAAGGGCACUGUUGUUACAGUUUCUCAUGAUCGAUACUUCAUAAAGCAAAUAGUUAAUAGAGUAAUUGAAGUUAAGGAUGGGAAUUUACAAGACUAUGCAGGAGAUUACAAUUAUUAUCUGGAGAAGAACCUCGAUGCAAGAGCAAGAGAGCUUGAACGCGAGGCAGAGCUUGAUGAGAAGGCCCCUAAAGUAAAAGCCAAAUCCAAGAUGUCAAAGGCUGAGAAGGAAGCCAUGAAGAAACAGAAAAGGCAGGCAUUUCAGGCUGCAAAAGCAAAAUCCAAAGGGCUGAAGAAUGCAAAGAGAUGGAAUUGAGUGAUGUUCUUUGUAAUUUUAUCUGGGCAUCCUCCUCCAUUGUUAACUAAUUUUACUCUGCAAAAGCAGCAGGGAGAUCAAGUGGCUCUUUGUUUGCCAUGUACUCUUUGACCAUUUGUAUAUAAAUAUAAAUAGAAGUAGACAUUUUUCCAAUUCAA